GGUGGUAAAGGGAUGAACAUCUCAUGGUUCCUCCUAUUGAUACAUUAAAACAUGGAUUCCCCGUCUAUAAAAACAGUGGCCCCAAACAAACGACAACAUACUCAACCGACCACCGCACUUUCAAGUUAAGUAACCAUCCUUGGCAAUUAAGAGUAAAAAUGGGACAAGUGUUUCUGCUGAUGCCAGUCUUACUGGUCAGUUGUUUCCUGAGUCAAGGGGCAGCGAUAGAAAACCAACGGCUCUUCAACAUCGCGGUCAGUCGGGUGCAACAUCUCCACCUAUUGGCUCAGAAAAUGUUCAAUGACUUUGACGGUACCCUGUUGCCUGAUGAACGCAGACAGCUGAACAAGAUAUUCCUGCUGGACUUCUGUAACUCUGACUCCAUCGUGAGCCCAGUCGACAAGCACGAGACUCAGAAGAGUUCAGUCCUGAAGCUGCUCCACAUUUCUUUCCGUCUGAUUGAAUCCUGGGAGUACCCUAGCCAGACCCUGAUCAUCUCCAACAGCCUAAUGGUCAGAAACGCCAACCAGAUCUCUGAGAAGCUCAGCGACCUCAAAGUGGGCAUCAACCUGCUCAUCACGGGGAGCCAGGAUGGCGUACUGAGCCUGGAUGACAAUGACUCUCAGCAGCUGCCCCCCUACGGGAACUACUACCAGAACCUGGGGGGCGACGGAAACGUCAGGAGGAACUACGAGUUGUUGGCAUGCUUCAAGAAGGACAUGCACAAGGUCGAGACCUACCUGACCGUCGCCAAGUGCAGGAAGUCACUGGAGGCCAACUGCACUCUGUAGACGUGGGCUGGAGAGGCAGCCAGCAAGUGCCUGUCUCCAGGGUUCGGUUUGCCAGAUACAGAUUAGGCCUUGCCCUGCACUGAGGUGCAUUUUCAAUUGAGAUUCUCCAUUAAACAUGCUUUUCAGUCUGGAGUAAUUUAAUUUUGGAUCUGGUAGAGCCUGACUCCAGGAGUUUUCAGGCAUUUGCAUUUUUUUCUCUGAAUCACUCUGAGCUACCAUUGAUUAGUACAUUUAUAGAAAAGGUUAUUAAAUAUGCUACUGUUUAUGCAUACGUUAAUAUUUAGGGGUGAAAUGGGAACUUGUAGAGCUCCAAGCUUUUGGAUAAUAUAUUUUAGAGUAAUUUCCUUUUAGUAUUUUCAUUCCUUAAUCUUAUUGUUUGAAACUAAUAGUGAUUCAUGUUUCAAUAAAGAUGUUCUUCUCUGCAGCA
Oncorhynchus keta (chum salmon) is the source of this 1218-nucleotide messenger RNA. Its product is annotated as somatotropin-like. The transcript has 6 exons. Gene Ontology annotation, cellular component: extracellular region. Lineage: Eukaryota; Metazoa; Chordata; Actinopteri; Salmoniformes; Salmonidae. The record is from RefSeq and is a predicted model, not a curated record. Gene Ontology annotation, biological process: positive regulation of receptor signaling pathway via JAK-STAT; animal organ development; positive regulation of growth. Bases 24 to 791 code for a protein of 255 amino acids. Gene Ontology annotation, molecular function: growth hormone activity; growth hormone receptor binding.